UCAUUGUUUGCCAAAACACUUGUCAUCUAUUAGUGACUGAAAUACCAGUUGAGGUGAUAAUCACGGCUACAAUGGCCUCACUAUUGCUGUCACUUCAGCAACAGUUUGCCGACAACACCGCAGACAUCACUCAACGACUGAUCCAAUUGCAAAACAAUGUGAUAAACACCGAUAACAGACAAACACUUUUGCUGGACAUCAAGAGAUUGCUGGACGAGACCAACGAACUCUUGGAACAAAUGGAUUUAGACGUG
Messenger RNA from Medioppia subpectinata, 254 nucleotides. The record is from the annotation of a GenBank genome assembly. Lineage: Eukaryota; Metazoa; Arthropoda; Arachnida; Sarcoptiformes; Oppiidae.